Molecule: messenger RNA, 625 nt
Organism: Poeciliopsis prolifica (blackstripe livebearer)
Lineage: Eukaryota; Metazoa; Chordata; Actinopteri; Cyprinodontiformes; Poeciliidae
Product: CMRF35-like molecule 6
Exons: 5
Coding region: 24-557 (177 amino acids)
Source: RefSeq, a predicted model, not a curated record
UGCAGUUGUACAACAUCAGUGGCAUGGAGGGACGUCCAGUAACUCUGCAGUGUCCUAAUUCAGGACAACAUCAUGAUAACAAGAAGUUCCUCUGUAAAGGAGACCAACACAACAACUGUACAGACAUGAUGGAGAACCAAACAAAGUUCAAGCUGCUCAAUGUCUCCUCCAGCUGUUUCUCUGUGAUCAUCAGUGAACUGGAAGCAGCUGAUGCAGGAACAUACUACUGUGGUUCAGACUCUCAGCUGAGAUUCAUAAAGAUACAGCUGGCAGUCGUCUCUCCACAUCAAACCAGCUCUGUGACUCCAAUUAGCUCUGCUGAACAGGUUACAUCACAACCACCAACAUCAGAUAAUCCUGGUCUGACUUUAUUUUACCUUCUGCGUGUCGUCCUGUUUCUGCUGUGGAUCCUGCCUUUGGUCCUUAUGAUGAUUCCUAAAAGAAAAAUAAAGAAACAAGAAAUCCAGAUGAAUGUAUUGAUCACUGCUGAUGCUUCUAAGAACCCGAGGAUCAAUAAUAUUGGUGAAAAUCCAGAAGGCAGCUCAACAUUCGCAUGACAGAAUCAAGAGCAACAAUGAAGCUGCUGAUUCUCAACAAGUGAACCAAAGUCUCACCACAAAUGAAG